Messenger RNA from Blepharisma stoltei, 381 nucleotides. NCBI's taxonomy places the organism in Eukaryota, Ciliophora, Heterotrichea, Heterotrichida, Blepharismidae. The record is from the annotation of a GenBank genome assembly.
AUGGAAAACAAACCAUCUGGAAGAACAAAUGCCAAAGGCAAGAGUAAAGAAGACAGUUUUCAAACUUCCGCAGUUGAUCAAUAUCAAAGAUGCAUUACAGACAGCCCUGGCAUCAUUGAAUACAAGCAGCGCCCAGAUCUAACAAUUGACGAAAUCGCAGAACUUAGGUGUAAACCUUUGGCUUGCCAAGUCCAAAUGUGUAUGUCAGUUCCUCACAAGCAAGCUUCACAAAGAGACAUUUUCACAGGCAUGCCCGUUAAUUUUAAUAGUGAAUGUGAAAACCAUAAAAGAAAUUUUUAUGAGUGUAUUGAAAGAGAAAGAGAAUUGGUCUUAGAAAAAAUUAAACAGAACAUUUCUGUGGAAGAAAUACUAAAAAGUUAA